AUGUCCUUGAUGUUGAUGUUCACGUCCUCAGUUGCGCGGCUGGCAUGUCUCGCCUUAUUGCUUGGUGUUCUCACUCCACCCGUCCGUGGGAAUAUCCAUAGUGUAUUCAAUAUCAAAUCGGGAACAACUGACGGAGGCUGUGAUGGAACGAAUAUCGAUGCUUGGUUCUCCGACGCGCAGACACUUGCAGCUUCUGCAGCUGCUGGUGCAGCGGCCACAGACCCAGACAGUCGAAAAUACAUCGAAACAUUCUUCAGUAUUGGCCCGAACGAUGACCCGAAGCAGGCAGGUGAUCCGAUUCGACUAGUUCAACAGGUCCUUGGCGGCACAACGCCUCCUGGUGGCAAACCCUGGCUCUUCUGCAGCAGCGACUGGUUGAAACAGAAGAAAUGGACAGAUGUGGCGAUUAAUGCGAGGACAGGUAAUCCUUACGCCAAUAGGAGGACAAUCCAGCAAGUACUGGUGAAGCCAAAAGGAGAAGUACCUUUCUGGUCAGAGGACCUUGUGGAAUAUGUGACAGGCCAACCUGGCGACUGGUGCUCGAAACCAGGUAACUCGGCGGCUACUCAAGAUCAGACCUUACCCAGUACCAUCACGCUCUGCGUCAACAACCUCCCAGGCCAUGAGGGAGCAACACUGGCAACUAUUCCUCUGGAUCCGGGAGAUGGAGUCUCUAUUUCAACUUUACAAGUCCAAUCGCUGAAUUUGUUCCACGAAAUGUUUCAUCUUGCACUCGGUACACAGGCCACUAAUCCCGAGACAUACGAUCUACUAGACAUCACCAGCCAUCCGACGCCCGUUGCCGUCAAAAACCCGGAGUCUUUCACGAUAUAUGCUCUCGCAUAUCACUUGGGGCAGAUAACACAGUACACUUUCGCAAAUACAGACUCGGUGAGAAAGCCACCACCAGCGGUUCCCAAGCGAGCCGAAUCCGUACUGGACAAAGACUUCUUGGCUAGGUUUCAAGCAGACAAGGAACGAUUGCCAUCCAAUGUGUGGCUGGCGUAG
Messenger RNA from Anthostomella pinea, 1008 nucleotides. The record is from the annotation of a GenBank genome assembly. Lineage: Eukaryota; Fungi; Ascomycota; Sordariomycetes; Xylariales; Xylariaceae.